Messenger RNA from Thyridium curvatum, 3747 nucleotides. RefSeq lists its product as uncharacterized. The coding region runs from base 1 to 3747 and encodes 1248 amino acids. Gene Ontology annotation, cellular component: cytoplasm. The transcript has 3 exons. Lineage: Eukaryota; Fungi; Ascomycota; Sordariomycetes; Thyridiales; Thyridiaceae. The record is from RefSeq and is a predicted model, not a curated record. Gene Ontology annotation, biological process: protein phosphorylation; intracellular signal transduction. Gene Ontology annotation, molecular function: ATP binding; protein serine/threonine kinase activity.
AUGCGACUCAAUAAUGCUGGAGGCCCUCAGCAUGUCGACCUGCGCAAAUCUCCUCGCCCCGAUCUCGACAUGGCAUCUGGAAAGCCUUCUCCAGUUGUCGCCUCCUAUGCUAGCCCGCCGCCUGUCAGCCGUGCCGACUCGCUCCGGGAGAAUGAUAUACCGCGAGUGAGCGAGCAUCUCUCCCCUGUUUCCAAAGUCUCGCAAGACGUGAUCGAGUCGAGGCGGACGUCUCAAGCAUCGUCCAACUCUCGGUACUCAGCCUGCAAUGGCUUCCCCAACAAGAAGACACACAUCGGCCCUUGGCAACUUGGCAAGACAUUGGGCAAGGGCUCAUCGGCCAGAGUCAGGGCUGCACGCCACUGCGUCACGCAUCAACCAGUUGCUGUCAAGAUCGUAGCCAAGCGCACCGCUCAUAUGACACAAGCUGGUAGUCUGACCCGCCUUGACCAGAUCGACAGCCAGCAGAUCGACAAUGGCAAUGGACUUAGGAGGAUGCCAUUGGCCAUUGAACGUGAGGUGGGCAUCCUGAAGCUGAUCGAGCACCCGAACAUCGUGAAGAUAUAUGACAUUUGGGAGAACCGUGACGAGAUUUACCUCAUUCUAGAGUUUGUGGAGAAGGGCGACUUGUUCGAGUACAUCAAUCGACAUGGCCAGAUGACUGAAGAGCAGGCCAUGUAUGUCUUCCGUCAGCUGAUGAGCGCCAUGGACUACUGUCACCGGCACAACAUCUGCCACCGCGAUCUCAAGCCCGAGAACAUCCUCCUCAAAGCCGACGGGCAGGUCAAGAUCGCAGAUUUCGGCAUGGCAGCCCUUCAGCAGGGUCCCCAUCACCAACUUCGAACCUCUUGCGGCAGCCCCCACUACGCCGCGCCUGAACUGCUGAAGGCAAGGGUCUACCAAGGAGCCAAGGCAGAUAUCUGGAGCAUGGGAGUCAUCCUGUUCGCCAUGCUCGCUGCCCGACUUCCUUUCGACGAACCUGACAUGGACAAGAUGCUCGCCAAGGCUAGGAAGGGAAUCUACCAAAUGCCGAGUUUCUUCAGUAAGGACGCAAAGGACUUGGUUCAUCGUAUCCUCCAAGUCGACCCCAAUGUGCGCAUCUCAAUGCGCGAGAUGUGGCAGCAUCCUCUAGUCUGGAAAUACGGUUAUCUCGACGAUCUUGGACCCGCCCAUACAGAGCUCCUGGACUCUCGUGGAGGCAAAAAUGUUGAGCCUCUCAACCAUGCAGACAUUGAUCCCCAGAUCCUGCGGCAGUUGCAAGCCAUGUGGCACACCUUCACUGAGCAUGAGCUGGUUGAGAAACUAGUGAAUAACCGGUCGAAUGAUCAAAAGCUCUUCUACUGGCUUCUUCACAGCUACCGCGAGAGGCAGCUUGAGAAUUACAAUCCCAGCCUCACGUACUCGACCAGUGACUAUCACCAUCUCCGGCCCGGCCCAUGGGCCAAGAGGGUGUCUACGCGUCAGUUCUCGAAGCGAACCGGUAAGGGACACGCCAGGAGCGUUUCUCGUUUCACAGUCAUCUCGAAUGUGGCCGAGACAGAAGCCGGCACCGAGGGCGGCACUGUUCGCAGUUACGAUCCUUACAAGUCAUCCAUCGUAAUGCGACCGGAGGCGAGCCAGGCCAAGAUUGUAAUCCACCGCAACAACCAGGGAUCUACCAAGGAUGUAGCAGCCGCCAUGUCGUCUCCAGCCUCUCGAGCCGGAGCCGCUAGCACGGCUGCUCGAAAGCGCAUGCAUUCUCAGAAGACCGGGACCACUGGCCGCUUCCAGUCACCCGGUAACUCGGUAAGCUCUCUCCGGAGCAGCAGGCAAGGUACGCCGCGAGUUCGAGCCAACUCGCGCUAUAAGCGAGGCGUGGACUUUUCGCACGUACGCAAGCGGUCUGUGGACGUCAAACCGCAAAAUGACGGUGUGCAAGUCGAGGUGGCCGAGCCAGCCGCGGCAGACGACUCAGAAAUGGCAGUGGACAGCCCAUCGUUCCGGGAGACGUCGCCGAUAGAGCGAUGCACGAUCGAGGUUACUCCUGCCCCUGCAGAUGAAGAUGAAGAGCAAGAGCAAGAGGAGCUCGCCAUGGACGCCAUCUCUGAGCAGGGUGUCGAGGUCAGUGCCAAGGUGGCGCUCCUCAGCGAUGAGAUCAGGCAUUUCAGCAACAGCAUUGCCAAGGCGUGGGAUGAUGCCUUCGCCGAUUCGCUCCUUACCUUGACGACUCUGGACGGGACUGGUGCGAGCCGGGAAGGGACGCCGUUCUCUCUCGACUUCGAGCUGCCCGGUAGCCCGGUCGAAAAGGAGGUCAAAACACCUACAUCUCAACAAGCCAAUCCGCGACCAUGGGACUCGAGACCCCUUCCGCCCACUCCGCCGACGACAAUCUCGACGCGUCUAGAGAUACUGGAGGCGGAAGCUGCACGGUCCCAGAGGACUUCCAUCGCCAACUCGCAGCUCGCGGCGGAGGUGGGAAAACACAACAAAUACAUUGCCAGCCUCGCAGUACCCGAGACCCCGCAGCCCGACCGCCGCAUCGUGUCUGCCCCGGCAUAUGCUGCGCGCAGCCAAGACCCUCGCCCGCUGCCUGCUGUGCAAGUCAAUGGCCAGGAGAACUGGCAUAGACAUGAUGCUGCUAAGCCGCGCAUCGUCUCCGCCCCUCCUAAAACACAGGCCGGCCUGCCGACACCGCAAGACCCCAGCAAGGGGCUGCACUUCCUCGCGAGAGCAGAGAACACUAUCCGCGUUGUCAACUCGCCUUCUGCCGUGCGACACGCGGAUCCCGUCGCCGCACCCGCUCCUCUCAACGUGCAGAAGAAACUCACGCGCAAGUCCCAGGAUCCUGCGCCACAGAAUACCACCACCACUGCGCCGGCAAGUGUGGACCUUCGACAGCAGUAUGCCUCUUGGGGACAGCAGAAAGCGCAAGGAACUGAUCGUGUGGCUUCUCAACCCGAAGCACCCCCGACCCCUCCGCAGAGCACAACGUCCGUGUCUGCGCCAAAGAAGCGGGGCAUCAGCUCCUGGUUCCGCAAGUCGUCCAGGACGGAGGUCGUCAAGGACGAGGCCGGCAGCGAGAAGAAACGCCAGUCGACCGCCGAGUCGGCGUCGAGCAAGGUGCAGCGCAGCGACUCGCAGUCCUCCAGCACGCUGCCCAUCCCUCAGGCCGCUGCCAAGAAGAAGGGAUUCGUGUUCCCGUUCUGGAAGGCCUCCAAGAGCGAGCAGAGGAUGUCGCUCGGCGGCCUGGAGGACGAGCCGCCUCAGGUGCCCGAGCGCCCGGUCAUCACGAAGCGGCGCAGCCGGUUCUCGCAGAAGAGCUGGUACGACGAAGAGUCGUCGGGCCGCAAGAUCGAGGCGAAGCAGAAUUGGAUCGCGCGGCUGUUCCGCGUCAAGCCCGAGAUGCGCUACCUCUGCCUCACGAUCUCGAAGCGCCGCGCUCGGCAGGAGGUGGCUAUCCUCUUGCGGGAGUGGAAGAAGUACGGCAUCAAGGAUGUCCAGGUGGAUAAGGAGCGCAACAUUGUGUUUGCACGAGUUGGCGCCAAGAAUUAUCUCAACUUGAAAGAGGUUUCGUUUGCUUGCGAGAUCAUCACGGUGAUCGAGCACGGCAAGCGCAACCAUCUCAGCAUUGUCCGGUUCACUCAGGAGAAGGGCGCGGCCAGCAGCUUCCAUAAGGUGGUGGAGACGAUGAACCUCGUCUUCAGCAACCGCAACCUGAUUGUUGCGGACAAGCGCAAGGCCAAGAUGAUGAUCAAGACGCUCAACUCUUGA